Molecule: messenger RNA, 2680 nt
Organism: Tupaia belangeri chinensis (Chinese tree shrew)
Lineage: Eukaryota; Metazoa; Chordata; Mammalia; Scandentia; Tupaiidae
Gene: MMP13
Product: matrix metallopeptidase 13
Exons: 10
Coding region: 10-1434 (474 amino acids)
Biological process (GO): collagen catabolic process; proteolysis; extracellular matrix organization
Cellular component (GO): extracellular matrix
Molecular function (GO): metalloendopeptidase activity; zinc ion binding
Source: RefSeq, a predicted model, not a curated record
CAGGCACAAAUGCUCAAGAUGCACCCAGGUGUCCUGGUUGUCCUCCUCUUCUUGAGCUGGACUCAUUGUCGGUCCUUGCCCCUUCCAAAUGGUGAUGAUGAUGAUGAUCGGUCAGAAGAAGAACUCCAGUUUGCAGAGCAAUACCUGAAAUCAUACUACCAUCCUCUGAAUCCUGCGGGAAUCCUGAAGAAGACUGCAGCAAGCUCCAUGGUUGACAGGCUCAGAGAAAUGCAGUCUUUUUUUGGCUUGGAGGUGACUGGCAAGCUUGACGCUGACACCUUAGAUGUCAUGAAAAGACCAAGAUGUGGGGUUCCUGAUGUGGGUGAAUACAAUGUUUUCCCUCGAACUCUCAAAUGGUCCAAUGUCAAUUUAACCUACAGAAUUGUGAAUUACACCCCUGAUAUGACUCAUUCUGAGGUAGAAAAGGCAUUCAGAAAAGCCUUCAAAGUUUGGUCUGAUGUGACACCUCUGAAUUUCACCCGACUUCAUGAUGGCAUUGCCGAUAUCAUGAUCUCCUUUGGAACUAAAGAGCAUGGUGAUUUCUACCCAUUUGAUGGACCCUCUGGUCUUCUGGCUCAUGCUUUUCCUCCUGGACCAAAUUAUGGAGGAGAUGCCCAUUUUGAUGAUGAUGAAACCUGGACAAGUAGUUCCAAAGGCUACAACUUGUUUCUUGUUGCUGCCCAUGAGUUCGGCCACUCCUUAGGUCUUGACCACUCCAAGGACCCGGGAGCACUCAUGUUUCCCAUCUACACUUACACUGGCAAAAGUCACUAUGUGCUUCCUGAUGAUGACGUGCAAGGAAUCCAGUCACUCUAUGGUCCAGGAGAUGAAGACCCCAACCCUAAACAUCCCAAAACACCAGACAAAUGUGAUCCCUCUUUAUCCCUUGAUGCCAUUACCAGUCUCCGAGGCGAAACAAUGAUCUUUAAAGACAGAUUCUUCUGGCGCCUGCAUCCUCAGCAGGUUGACGUGGAGCUGUUCUUAACAAAGUCGUUUUGGCCAGAGCUUCCCAACCACGUUGAUGCUGCAUACGAACAUCCUUCUCAUGACCUGAUUUUCAUCUUCAGAGGUAGGAAAUUUUGGGCUCUUAAUGGUUAUGACAUCCAGGAAGGUUAUCCCAAAAAAAUAUCUGAACUGGGAUUUCCAAAAGAGGUUAAGAAGAUAAGUGCAGCUGUUCACUUCGAGGAUACAGGCAAGACUCUCUUCUUCUCAGGAGACCAGGUCUGGAGCUAUGAUGAUACUAACCAUGUUAUGGAUAAAGACUACCCCAGACUAAUAGAAGAGGACUUUCCAGGAAUUGGUGACAAAGUAGAUGCUGUCUACGAGAAAAAUGGUUAUAUAUACUUUUUCAACGGGCCCAUACAGUUUGAAUACAGCAUCUGGAGUAACCGUGUUGUUCGAGUUAUGCCAACAAAUUCUCUAUUGUGGUGUUAAAAUUUUUUUGAAAUUUCUAUUUAAAUCCUGAAGAGCAUUUGGGAUAAUACUUCCAAAGGUAUGGGGGGAGGGUCAGGGAAAGGAGAGAUAUCAGGAGAAAGCUUAGUUCUGUGAACAAGCUUCAGUAAGUUAUCUUUGCUUUGUUGUAUCUGUAUGACUCUAUGUGGCUGGAACCACUUCAAAGAAUUUUAAAAAUGAAAUUGAGUAUCUCUAGAGAUCAUCUCUUGUCUGCUAUACAGAAACUGGUUGAUAGUACUUCCUACACCAAAAAUGGGACCAGUGGUCUGUUAAUAAGAGUCAACAUAAUUUAAAAAAUAUAUUUAUGACAAAACUUUACAAAGGCAUAAAAGUCAAUCACAUUUAUACAGUUAAUAAAUCCUCUCUAUUAAAAAGUAUAACAGAUUAUAAAAAUGGAAUUUGGGGGAAACAUAGGUAAAUCAAAGGAAAAUGUCUGCAAUAAAUAGAUUACGGACAACUUUUCUUAGAAAUAAUUUGAGUUUUGCACUGAGAAUUUACUUGUACACUGUUCUCACAUAGACAUUAAGAAAAUGUCAAAGCCAUUAACAGAAGAGCCAAAGGCUAAGGUUGAGGAACGUAGAUGUGGCUUUGGCCUCCGAUUUUCACUUUUGGCAACAACUCAAGGGCUGCUCUCAAGGCAAAUAAGAGGGGGUUUUUUGUUUUUUUUGUUUGUUUUUUUGCAUAUUUAUAUAAGAUAAAGACAGACAAUCCUUUUUAUUAAAAUAUUUCAAGUCUUUCAAAAGUCAUACUACAAACAUAAUUGUUAUCAAGAUAAUUAAAUCCCAUGGCAUCACUUUUUCAUAAAUGAUUUGAUUAUUUAGGACUAAAUAAAAGUAGUAUUUCAAUUAUAUUUUUUCUAGCUAAUUAUUUCAAUUGUCCAAUUUGCCUUGGGUAUAGUGUAUUUUAUAAUGAUUAAUAUAGCUUGAAAUAAAAUAAGCCCUAUCUAUUUUAUAAAUUGGAAGUAUUUAUGUUAAAACAGUCAUCCCCUAAAAAAAAAAAAAAGGCAAUAUGGUAGAUUGCGAUCCUCUUAAGAUAUGAAACUGUGCCUUCUCUCUCUCUUUCUCUCUCUUUUAAAUCCUCUAACACUUUUCAUAGUGUUUGGCACUUGGAAGGGCUUCUGGUACUUAUUAAAUAUGUGAAUGACCGUCAAGGGAAGAACUGUUGUACUGAGAUCUACUUCAUAAAAACUCAGGCGAAGAGAACAAAGUGUGUAUUUGCAAACUGUAUU